UGACAGAGUGACAGUUAUUGGAAACAUUGAAAAUGGCUGCCUUACGACACAUUUCUCGAAAAGUAUUUACAACAUUUUUAAAACCCGAAACCAGGCCAAAGUCAGAAACUUGCGCGAUUUGUAUUCGCCUUUUAAAUUAUUCUUCUAUCGAAUACGAUGAAAAACAUGAUCCAGCCCAAAAGUUUUUUAAUAAAGAAGUUCAAUCUCUACUUAAAGACCUGACUAGAGUCGAUUUAUCUAAAGUUAAUAGAAAGAGGAAAUUAGGUGCGAGGCGAUUGGAAAACCCUGAAUAUAAGUUCAUGACUGAUGAAGAGUUGAAACAAGCUACAGAAGAAGCCAUACAAAAAAGUGAAGAGUUGUUACAAAUACCUCCAGUAGUUUCAGUACGUAAACCCCUUAAUCACGUAUUUGCUAGGGACCCUGCUUUACAAGGAUUAGAAGAAUCAAAAAUGGUUUUUACAGAUAUUACUUUUGGAAUUAAAGAUGCUGAAAGAUUGAUUGUAGUUCGGGAAAUUGAUGGAACUUUAAGAGAAGCAGAAUGGGAACUGAAAAAUAGAAUGAAUCAGCUUUACUUUCCUAAGAAGGGAAGAUCAUUGAAACCACCUAAAAUGUUCUAUGGGGAGUAUUUAGAUAAUUUAUUAGAACGAAAGGAAUAUGAAUUUGUACUUGAUAGAGCUUGUAUACAAUUUGAACCUAAUGAUCCUGAUUAUCAGCGUGUAGUCUCUAUUACUUAUCAACACAUUAAUGAUCAUGAUGGGUUUGAUUAUUUGAGAUCAACUAGGCAUUUUGGAGCACUGACAUUUUUUCUGGCGUGGCAUAAAAAUAUAGACAAUUUAUUAUUAGAAUUAAUUGAAACUUCUCAUAUUGAAGAAGCAAUUAAAUUAUUAGAUCUAUUUUCAAAACUACAAGCUGUCAAUUAUGAAAAAGCUGAAGAUUUAGAUAAAAUUGAAGAAUACAUUAGCAAGUUUUCAAAUAAAAAAGCUGCUUUGGAAUUGGGAUUCCAGGCUUACAAAGAUUUGGCAAGGCAAAGGAAGGAGUUAGAAGAUGGUAUAAAAGUAGCUCAUGGUUUAGGAUAAAAUUUAAUACCUAUAAGUAUGUGUAAUUAGCAUUUUAAGUAAUAAAAAACUUUAUAAA
Molecule: messenger RNA, 1134 nt
Organism: Psylliodes chrysocephalus
Lineage: Eukaryota; Metazoa; Arthropoda; Insecta; Coleoptera; Chrysomelidae
Source: the annotation of a GenBank genome assembly